Molecule: messenger RNA, 2778 nt
Organism: Pocillopora damicornis (cauliflower coral)
Lineage: Eukaryota; Metazoa; Cnidaria; Anthozoa; Scleractinia; Pocilloporidae
Biological process (GO): cell migration
Cellular component (GO): membrane; cell surface
Source: RefSeq, a predicted model, not a curated record
GAAAGCUUGAGUGAGCAUUUCGACUGGGAAUUUAAGCUCUGUGGAUUUUACGCCUGUUUUCUAUAGUUUUGACGGAAUUUUGAAACUCAGGAAUUCUCGAGCAACGUGGAAAAUCGCCAUUGAAAAGGGUGAAGGAUAUUUUGGACGAACAUGAGACCUAAAUUGCUUCUUUUGGGUGUUUUUGUUGUUUGUGUGGCCUUCGCAAUCGAUCGCACAAUGGCGGAGUUCGAUGAUUCGAUUGACAUCGAUGGCGACACAGAUUCCUCGGAGAAGAAGGAAUCGGAAAGCACUAAAACUGUCAAAAUCUUUGACGGCGAAGGGGACGACGACGAGGACGAUGAUGGGUCUACCACUGUAUCAGAUGAAAGUGCCAGUGGCAGCGGUGAUCCUAUAGAUGCUAUAGUGGAUGUUACUGUUGUUUCACCGUCCACCAAACAACCAGACACCACAACCGAACAGACCACAGAAAACCCUAAUGUGAUAGCAGAUAGCACUCAAAACCCAUCGGAGGACCCACUUGUGGACGAACGUCCCGAUGAGCCUAGCGAUAAUGGUGAAAGCGUGGUCCAUGGCGGUGUCUCAGAUACGGAUGACGACGAACGAAGUGAAGAGGAUACCGACGAAGACGAGCAAGAUACUCCGAACGCUGAAGCACUAACCAAAGAGAAAGAGGGAAGCGUUCUUAGGGUUCUAACUACUGAAGUAAUUGCCGCAGUUGUCGUGGGAGCUGUCUGUGCUGUUAUUCUGAUCGCAUUUUUGGUUUAUCGCCUCCGGAAGCGAGACGAAGGUAGCUAUGCUCUGAGUGAUGUCUGCUACAAAGACACAUACAAACUUCAAGGCGACACAGGGAAAGAAGCCUUCGUUUGAACGGACAGGAGACAAUAGAUUUUAUAAGCUGAACUUUUUUACGGACACAAGUGAGUUUUUCUAGACGAGGUAACUAGUAGUGUACGUAAUACACAUAAAAUAUAGACUAUUCGAUUGCGAGGAGCACAACCUCGAAGAGCAUAACCUCGAAGAGCACAACCUCGGAACGACUUCAUGUCACAACGCAUUACUGCUGUUAAUUCACGUUUCAGAACUAUGUUAACUCGCAGAAAAAGGUUAAAAUGAUACCCUUUUUCGUAACUAGGUUUGUUUUUGUGGUUUUAUUUGAAAGCGAAAUGAGGUACCACAGAUUUAUUUUUAUAAAAUUUGAGGUUAUGACAGGUAGCUUUUUCUGACCGUAUUGUAGCUUUCGUUCAUAAACAUUUUUCUGAAGGUUUUUUGUAUAUGAUACUAUAUGUUGAAAUAUUUACGAUUUUUUAAAACUGUGUUGUUCUUUGGGGCACGAUACAACAUUUAUGAAACGUCUGUAUGAUACGGGUAUACUCAUGAUAAACUGUAUGAAUUUUAUAACACUAGACAAGUUGCAAUUUCAUUGCAGAGAGGUUGAAUGUUGCCUUCUUCAAUGGUAGUAUGGUUUAGAAAAUCACUGUCUAAGGUAAUUUUCUAAAAUUAAUCGACGGAAGUUGACUCAGAAAUCUCCGUUCUAAAGUUGAAUGUGGUGUAAAGGAGAGAGAAAGCAUUCAUUGGGAAGUAUUUAUCGCGGAAAUGUAGCGGAUUUUUUACUAAGUUUGAAAGACAGCAGUUGCGCCUUUUGGCGAUUGAAUGAUUCACAUGUAAACCUCGUUUUUGAAACUGCACAAGCAUGUGAAAAAAGCUGUGAAAUUCGGUUCGUUUUUUGUAAUAAAUAAUCCUUAAGAAAAACUUUUCCACUGUUGGUGUGCACAAAGCUGUUUAUCUGUAUUGUCAAAGGAAUGAAUCUAAUGUGCGAACGGGCGGCAUGGCCUCGUCCGAAUAUUUUGGGGUUUUGAGGACGAAGUGCCUUGUGAUGUUUGAAAAAAAAUUGGCGCAGAAGGCGCUGAUACAUUUACAUGUAACGUUUUAGCAGCAAAGAACGGAGAAAUCGUCAAAAUUGAACGGAAUUUGAUUUGUGAAGUACAGAUGUUGGCCUGUGGUCGCGGACAAGUUAUUAAAAUUGAACUUGACAUCAAAUACUCGCUAAAUAGUCAAAAAAUGCAAAGAUCUCUCCCAAACUGUCGACGUCUGCUAUCUUGCCUCAAAGGCAGAGAACGCUCUCUUCUCUUGAAAGCGGUAAAUUGUUUUUGAGUCCAUCGAGCGAAAUGUUUUCGCUUGGUACACAUUAGUACUGCGCAGUGAGAAAUCCUUUGAAACAUUGUGUUGUGCCGACAGUCACAGGAUAAAUUAACCACCAUGCUGAUAAAGGACUGCCUCCAAAUAUUUGCAACCUCUGUCGGUCGAAAUGAUGAUGUAUGUUUGGUUUUCAGCCUACAGUGUCUCCCAUUUGUGAAAGAAAACAACAUCAGACGCUUUUGUUCAACAACUCUGACCCUAUUUUCAAGCGGCCGUAUAAAAGAAAAUUUCCUGUAGGUCUUAAAAUUGGAGCUUUAUUCUGCUUAGCCUAAUCUCCCUCGCUGGAGGUAAUAUUAUUGAAAAAGGACAGGAUACAGUGCAAAGUUUCUCCAAACAAGUUUAUAUCUCGUCAGAAAAAGCUAUGUAUCUCUCAAGCGACAUGUUAGCCGAACCCCAGGCAAUCAAAAAAUUGCUAGCACAGGGGAAGACAACUUUAGGCGUAAAUAUUUCAACCUUGAAACUUAAUAGCCGUUGAAUUGCUUGGUUUAUUUGCAACAGAGUGGAAAACAUUCAGCCUAAUACAAUUGGUGGAGAGAAGUAGCCUCUCGCGCAUUACUAAAAUAAAGCACUUGGUUUAUUGGU